Messenger RNA from Mycotypha africana, 1183 nucleotides. RefSeq lists its product as uncharacterized. Gene Ontology annotation, biological process: nucleoside phosphate metabolic process; ribose phosphate metabolic process. Lineage: Eukaryota; Fungi; Mucoromycota; Mucoromycetes; Mucorales; Mycotyphaceae. The transcript has 5 exons. The coding region runs from base 286 to 1110 and encodes 274 amino acids. The record is from RefSeq and is a predicted model, not a curated record. Gene Ontology annotation, molecular function: ADP-glucose pyrophosphatase activity; ADP-ribose pyrophosphatase activity.
UUUUUUUUAUAUUUUAUGGAAUUUGUUGUAACUGUAGAAAAAGAAAUAAAACUUUGAACAAUUAGGAACCACUAUGGACGUUCACUGUUGAUAGUUUUCUAACGGCUGCAUCCAUCAGUAUGAAGAUAUGAAUAGGUUUGGGGGCACCAUAAAAAUGUAUAAACGCUGUGGUAGAGUUGGACUUCAUCUUCCUACAUGAAUGACAUAUACAAUACGUAAACUUCUGGCUUUUCAAUCUCCACUGAAGGCUUAAAUACUGUCUUCAAUCCAAGCCAAGCAAAGUUUAUGCAAAGACUUCCAUCUCUUAUCCAAAAAUCAGUCUUUACUCGUUCAUAUUACUCGAAAAUGCCACACGCAGUGACGAUCGCUAAACAAAAAGUUAUCGUGAAUGGCUGCACGAAUGACGAUGAGUUUAACAAAGUGAUGUCAUUCGAGCCAUUUAAAGACUGGUUGUCCGCCUUCAAUAAACAGCAAGAAGAGCGUGAAGAAGAGCUCAAACUAGAAUCUAUUGACAUUCAAAAUAUUGAUUACUUUAAAUCUGACAAGAUUGGAUUUAUCAAAUUCAAAACCAAUGCGGUAUAUAAUGAAACCGGUAAAAGUGUGCCGGGUAUCGUAUUCAUGAGAGGCGGGGCUGUGUCAAUGAUGAUCAUCCUUAGAACGAAAGAGGAAAAAGAUAAACUUAUCCUGACACUUCAACCGCGUAUACCUGUGCCCCAUCUAAGCUUUCCAGAAUUGCCUGCUGGUAUGCUGGAUGGCUCAGGCAAUUUCUCCGGAACUGCUGCUAAAGAGAUUGAAGAGGAAACAGGCCUCCAAAUCAAAGAGAACGAAUUAGUCGACUUGACAGAAUUAGCCUAUGGUGACCAAUGGAAGGGGGCUUACACGUCUGCGGGAGGUUCAGAUGAGUUUUUAAGAUUAUUCGUCUGCAUUAAGCAAAUGGAAAAGUCUAAAGUCGAAAAACUGGAAGGUAAACUAACUGGACUUCGAGACCAAGGUGAAAGCAUAACACUCAAGCUGGUUAAUCUGGAGGAUGCAUGGAAACAUUCACCAGAUGUCAAGUUGCUGUCCAGUUUAGCAUUAUAUAACGCUUUAAAAUCAAAAAUUGACCAAUAAAGAAAAGCUAAAAAGGAAAUUCUUUUUUGCGCUUGUUUACCUUACCAUUUAAAGAAAUACCACGAAAUUGUUU